AUGGCUAGCACUGUUGUCGCCACGCCUCCUCCCCGGAACGACUCGCCAAGUAACAAGACAUCAAAGAAGAGGGAGAGCGACGCAACCCCAGAAGGCAAGCCCAAGAGGACGCGUACAGGAUGCCUGACGUGCAGGGAAAGGCACCUGAAGUGCGACGAGAACAAGCCCUGCUGCAACAACUGUGCAAAGUCUCAGCGCGACUGCAAUUGGGGCAAGAAGCUCAACUUCCUAGACACAACCUGCGAAAAGAACGCCUACCUCAUCCCCAAAGGCGCUGAAUAUCAGGUCGCAUUCCAAGAUGAGUCGAGGAUAAUCGCGGCCGAGUACGUGGGUGGGCGAGAGAUGUAUCCCGCAGAAGAGGCCGAUACAUAUAUACCAAUGGCCGCUAAUGGCUUCGCCAUGGGUCCACCUGGAGGCCUCGCUCAUCCGCCAGGUGCUCACCAGCUGCUUCCACCAAUACAGGGUGUGGCUCAGGAGUCUUUCCAACAGGCGCAGCACUACAACUACGAUCACCAGCAUGUUCCCCAGCAGCAUCAUGCAAGAGCCCUUUCGAACUUCUCGAACUCGAACCGAUCGCCAUAUGACAUGGAUCACGGCGCGAGCCCUGUACCGGUCCCGGCGCGUGACUACCUCAAAUCUCAAGAGGAGGUGCUAUACAUGCAGGUGUUUGUCGAAGAGAUAGGGAUAUGGAUGGACAGCAUGGAUGCGCACAAGCACUUCUCUCGGCUCUUGCCAUUCCACGCAUUGAAUGAGCCUAUGCUGCUCAACGCGUUUCUCGCUUGCGGCGCUCGUCAUCUAGCCCUUGUGAACCCUAAGUAUAGCGAGGAGAAGGCCUUGCACUACUACGAUGUCGCGACACGAGAUCUCCUUCACUCUCUACAGGAUCCAGACCGUGACACUGUUCUUUGUGCAACCACAGCGGUCAUCUUGAACGUUUACGAGAUCAUGGGCGAACGAGCAUUGCAGCGGAUGAACCAUAUUGCCGGUGCUCGAGCCUUGAUCAAGGAAUGCCGGUGGAACGCACGCGCGAUCGGCGUCGGUGCGGCCUGCUUUUGGCUGAACGUUGGAAUGGAGAUUCUCAGUUGCCUUCACUUCAAUUGGCAAGUGGCUUGGGAUCCUGAUGAAUGGGGCAUCGAACUAGACUUUUCGCCAGAGACCGAAUCCGGGAAAGAGGAGAGCUGGACGCACAAAAUCCUGUAUAUUGUUGCAAAGAUCUGCAAUUACCGUGCGUCGAUACCCCGGAAUCCCGAUAUUUCAAGACAGACGCUCCAAGAUCGCCAUAACGAAUGGCUGCGCCUGAAAGACAUGGCAGACAGGUGGAACGAAGGCAUCCCUCGCACUAUGCAUCCUAUGGCAUACCUUUACCCUGGUCAAACCAUUUCUGGCUCCGCAUUCCCGGAAGUUUGGUUGAUCAAGCGAACAUCCAUCGUUGCCAGGUUGUUCUACCACACGUGUCUGGUCUUGCUUGCCCAGAUCAAUCCCAUCCAAGGAUCCAAUGAGCCAGAAAUGUGGAGCAUGAUCGAACAGAACUCCAAGUUCAUCUGCGGUAUCAGCGCCCACGUGAAGGAUCGAGGUGUGGCUAGCGUAGCUCUACGCUCUCUUGCGAUUGCGGGCGAAUGUCUUACCGAUCGGCGAGAACAGGAAGAAAUACUCCAGAUCUUCGAUAAGAUACGUCAGGAGACAGGCUGGCGGAUUGGUUUCGUGAACACAGAGCUGAAAGCGAAGUGGGGAUGGGAUGUACAGGACCAACAGCAAGCCAAUGGCCACGCUCAGGACGCUGCAGCCUUCCAGCAACAGCAAGCACAUCAAGCUCAGGUUGUAGUGCAGCAGCAAAUGCAGCCUCUACCGACACAGCCCCCUAUUAUUCGACCAAGGCCCCCACCAGGUUUUGGCAACCCACUUCUUGUGGCAGACUUUAACAUGCCACAGCAUCCUUAUCAGAGCCAUUACGUGCCGGCGAACUUCAUUCAGCAGCAACAGCCGGCGACACUUCUCCAGCCACCUAUUGCUGUUGCAAACGGCUUUGGCGGACAUCAAUUCUACUAA
Molecule: messenger RNA, 2046 nt
Organism: Didymella exigua CBS 183.55
Lineage: Eukaryota; Fungi; Ascomycota; Dothideomycetes; Pleosporales; Didymellaceae
Exons: 2
Coding region: 1-2046 (681 amino acids)
Biological process (GO): positive regulation of transcription by RNA polymerase II
Cellular component (GO): nucleus
Molecular function (GO): DNA-binding transcription factor activity, RNA polymerase II-specific; zinc ion binding; transcription cis-regulatory region binding
Source: RefSeq, a predicted model, not a curated record